CCCAAUGCACGAACAAAGAGUGCCAACGACCCGAAAAAAAAAAUUAUUAGAGCAAAGACCGACAUACAAAUAAAACACAGAGAGAGAGAAGACCAUAGGGUUUUUUUUCUGCUAACUCCAGAGCGUUUUCUUCGUACAGACGCUCAAACCGAGGCAAAGCUCAAUUCUUAUCAUAUUUAAUUUUAUAUUUUAUUUGAUUUUAGUGUAGUUUGUUGUAUUCAUUUUCUACUGUUCUUUGCCUCCCCGUUCGUUCCUGUGGAUGAGAACGAGAGAGAGAGUCUUGCAAAGCAAAAGUGAGAAUCCCUAGAGGAUUUAUGGGUUUUGACCGAAAUUUCAUCAUUACCCAGGAUGUAAUGGGUUGAAAGCAAGAUAUGGGGAGUUACUCUGAAGAGGAAGAGGAUCAAUUUUAUGAUACAUGCGAGGAGUUAUCUUCUGUGUCGGAUUGGGGGUCGGAUUGCUCCGAGAACAGCAGCUCCAGUAUUGGGAACUUUGAUACCGUUUUGGGUAGUUUUUGUGAUGAGAUUUGGACUAAGAACCCGGAGAGUGUACAAGAGCGCCGACAUAGGUUCUUAAAAUUGAUGGGGUUAAGUAUAUAUUGUAAUUCAGUUAUGAGAGAGGAUUUGGGAGAUGGAUCAGAUGAAAAAAUUGAAACGGAUGUUGAUAGAAUCAUGGAAAAUAGCGGGGCUGUGCUGAAAACAUCGGGUUUUGAGGAAGUGUUUCCAUCGAGUAAGUCUACCAUGUCAGAUGAAGUGUCACAAUCUUUAGAAAAUGUUGCUUCGGAAGAUAGUUUUGUGGGUAAAACCAAGAAUUUGGACGAUGGAACUGAGUUCCUUGUGAAUGAACCGGAUCGGGAUGGGAUGCUCAGCAGUCUACAUGAAGUGGGUUCCAAUCGAUCGGUGAGUUUUGAAGACUUUCCGAGAAUCUUUGGGCCAUCUCCUUUGGUUCAGCAUCACUUGCAUAGAGAAGUUGAUGAGGCAAGGUAUUUGGUUAACGCGAAGAAGAAAGUGAAGAGGGGUUGGCUUAGGAAAUUAGGUGCAGCAGGCUGCAUUGUUGAUACUGCUGUUUCGAAACCUGGUGAUGCGGAACAAACAUUAGAGUUGGGGAUGCAAAGAGUUCGGGUUCAUCCCUAUAAAAAGCGGUCCAAGGAACUGUCUUCCCUUUAUGCUGGACAGGAAUUUCUAGCACAUAAGGGGUCAAUAUUGACGAUGAAGUUCAGUCUUGACGGACGGUAUUUGGCGAGUGCUGGGAAAGAUAGAAUUGUUCGCGUGUGGAAGGUAGUCGAAGAUGAGAGAUCAGACAACUUCGAUGCUCCAGGAAUGGAUCCUUCUUGUGUAUACUUCACAAUGAAUCAUCUUUCUGAAUUGGCUCCUCUUGACGUGGAUGGAGGGAAAUUAGGGAAGAUGGAGAAAUUGAGGAAAUCAUCAGAUUCGACUUGUGUCAUUCUCCCACCAAAGGUCUUCCGGAUAUUAGAGAAGCCCCUACAUGAGUUCCAAGGACAUUUCGGUGACGUCUUGGAUCUCUCAUGGUCUGCAAAUGGGUUUCUCCUGUCGUCCUCUGUCGACAAGACUGUUCGUCUAUGGCAAGUGGGAUGUGACAGAUGCCUAAGGAUCUUUUCUCAUAAUAAUUAUGUGACAUGUGUUGAUUUUAAUCCCGUGGAUGAUAAGUACUUCAUCAGCGGUUCAAUUGAUGGAAAAGUUCGCAUCUGGGAAACUGUUGGCUGUAAGGUUGUUGAUUAUAUUGAUACCAGGGAGAUAGUCACUGCUGUGUGUUAUCAGCCUGAUGGAAAGGGAGGAAUUGUGGGCACCUUGACCGGGAACUGUCUAUUUUAUGAUACCACAGAUGCUCAUCUGCAACUGAAUGUUCAAAUAUGCUUACAGGGCAAGAAGAAGUCUCUAGGAAAGAGGAUAACUGGCUUUCAGUUUUCCCCAAAUGAACCGAGCAAAGUAAUGGUCACUUCUGCUGAUUCAGUGGUCCGUAUUCUUUCGGGGGUUGAUAUCAUUUGCAAAUUCAAGGGUCUUCGAAAUGCUGGAAGCCAGAUGUCUGCCUCUUUUACCUUAGAUGGUAAACACAUUGUGUCAGCAAGCGAUGAUUCAAAUGUCUACCUCUGGAACGUUACAAGCCAGGACAUGAGGACUUCUUCUCGAGUAAAGACUAUUUGGUCUACUGAGAGUUUCCAAUCCCACGAUGCAUCCAUUGCUAUACCUUGGAAUGGCAUUCAAACAACGUCAGGAGCACUUCCAUCCCCAACAUUGAGCUUAGAUAUUUGGGGAAGUAGUACAAAAAAUGGGUGGAAACACCGCAGCUUGGAUGAGAAUUCAGGCCAAAACUCAACUUUCUCGUCUCCCGACUGUUUCUCUCGUAGCCGUGGGUUUUUAUUGGAGUCUUUGCCAAAGGGAUCUGCCACUUGGCCUGAGGAGAAACUUUCCAAUUCCAGUCCAAUAACCAUUUCACCUGCAAUAUGCAAAUCCGAGUACAAAAUCUUGAAGAGUGCUUGCCAGGGCAUGUUUAGUUCUCCCCACAUGUGGGGGUUUGUGGUUGUGACUGCAAGCUGGGAUGGGCGGAUUAGAACGUAUCACAACUAUGGGUUACCUGUUCGUCUUUGAAGAACGGAUUUGACAAAAUGGUCAGGCCUUACAUCCUAGAUUCGCAACUUUGUUGUUGCAGAUCCUAGGACAAGAUUUCGAAGAGUUCUUGCCAGGGUAUGUUUUCUUUCCCAAGAUGUGGGGCAUUUUGGUCGUGACAGCAGGCCCGAGUGGACGGAUUAGGAUGUAAUGUAAUUAAAUGGGUUUCUCUUUGGUUUCGGAAGACCAUCAGAUCUUAAAGUUUCAGUUGUUGGGCAGCACUAGACAGUACUGAUUCUUGUUGUUGCAGAACUGCAAGGGGUUUUGGAUUCUCAAUUAAGUCUUGCAUGUGCAGUGUAGUAUAGAAGACCAUAGUAUCAUUUUUCUACUAUUUUUUUUUUGUUUGUAAAGGGGUAUCUAUUGUGGACCCUUCACAUAUUACAAAUGUAUUAUACUCCAGUCAGAGCAUGCCAUGUGGCAAAGAUUUUCCGAUCUGACUGCAGUCCAGCUAGCUACGUGUCAAAAGGAGGAGGCUAUGGACUGCUUUUGUAUUGGAUUCUAACAUAUAGAUCAUAAAAUUAGAUGAUUCUUUGAUUUGUUC
This is a messenger RNA of Juglans microcarpa x Juglans regia, 3162 nucleotides long. RefSeq lists its product as uncharacterized. The transcript has 8 exons. Bases 372 to 2603 code for a protein of 743 amino acids. The record is from RefSeq and is a predicted model, not a curated record. NCBI's taxonomy places the organism in Eukaryota, Viridiplantae, Streptophyta, Magnoliopsida, Fagales, Juglandaceae. Gene Ontology annotation, molecular function: protein binding.